AAAGAAAAACAAGGGUUAGGGCUUACCUUGCUACAGCAGAGAGAGGGAAGGAGACGCUGAGAGAGAGAGAGAGAGAGAGAGAGAGAGAGAUGGAAGGAGACGCUGAGAGAGGGAGAAGGAGAUGUCGGGUCAGAGCAGGUCAAGAAUUUCAGCUGCUCCCAGUCAGAGGUUCUCUUCUCCCAUCGAUUGGUUCUAUCCUAUCAGAGCCAUGGCUUCAAAGAUUCUUGCCAACUUGAUUGUGAUCGGCUCUGGAAUAUUGGCAAGGGCUCUAGUUCAAGCAUACCGUCAAGCACUUGCAAAUGCAUCAAAAACUGGUGUUGCACAAGAAACAAUACAAAAUACAGUACACAGAACAAGCAAAAUCAAGACUGAACAAGAAACAAGGCAGAUUUUAGGGGUCACUGAGGCAUCAUCUUGGGAAGAAAUCAUGAAGAAAUACAAUACGCUGUUCGAGAGGAAUGCCAAGAACGGGAGUUUUUACCUUCAGUCAAAGGUUCACAAGGCUAAGGAAUGUUUAGAAGCUGCGCACCAAGGGAAAGGACAGGGAACAGGUUGAAAAUCUGGAACAAGCAAGACUAUCAACAACUUGGAGUCCUUGGUUGCAGUGUUGUGGUUCAUGUCCCUUCAUGAUGAAAGGACUGCCCAACCCCAUGAGCUCAUUUAAAAAAAUAAAAAUAAAUAAAAAUCUUCCUAGGCAAUUGGCGUUCUCUGGAUCAGAAAGGCUAUAUUUGUUACGAACCUGUCACAAAGAACUUGCAACUUGAAUACAUGACAUCAAGUGGAAUAACCAAGGCAGCAUUAAAUGAUGCAGCUAAAUCCUUGAUUAGAGAUCUACUUUGUUUUGGAAAUUAUAUGUUUUGUUUAGAAUGAGUAUUGCUAAUAGGAUGUGCUGCUUUUAGCAUUUGACAGAUAUAUGAGGACGUUGUGCCAGUCAUCUUUUUUGCAAUGGGAAGUUGUAUGAUUACU
Molecule: messenger RNA, 966 nt
Organism: Magnolia sinica
Lineage: Eukaryota; Viridiplantae; Streptophyta; Magnoliopsida; Magnoliales; Magnoliaceae
Product: mitochondrial import inner membrane translocase subunit PAM16 like 2-like
Exons: 6
Coding region: 122-556 (144 amino acids)
Biological process (GO): protein import into mitochondrial matrix
Cellular component (GO): TIM23 mitochondrial import inner membrane translocase complex
Source: RefSeq, a predicted model, not a curated record